Messenger RNA from Daldinia caldariorum, 948 nucleotides. RefSeq lists its product as uncharacterized. The record is from RefSeq and is a predicted model, not a curated record. The transcript has a single exon. NCBI's taxonomy places the organism in Eukaryota, Fungi, Ascomycota, Sordariomycetes, Xylariales, Hypoxylaceae. The coding region runs from base 129 to 839 and encodes 236 amino acids.
GGUUUCCUUCCUUGAUCGCCUUUCUCAUGACCACAUUCCCCGUUGUUCCUUUUUUGUUUUUCCCUUUGCCCUGACCUGUGCUUGCCUCUACCCGCCGCCUAUGACUCUAUCCAUAUAACACCCCAAGCAUGGAACCUGGGCCGCCUGAGACCAAACGUCCCCGGCUGUUACAGACCGGACCGUCGUGGUCUUCGCAUCAGGCCGUAUCGCUUCCUCACCCUACCGCCGCACAUCACCCGUCGGCACCAGGUCCUCAUCAUCCUGCGCCGCCGCCAUAUCAACAUCCGCCUCCUUUCUCGCGACCUCAAGAACCUCCCUUGCCGCCGGCUCAUCACCACCUUGACGACCGUCGCCAUCAUGAACACGAGCCAUACCCGUCAAUGCAUGAUAUACAUAGACAGCCUCCGCCUCCGCCUCCCUCGUCAGCGCAUCCGCCUUUUUCGCCGUAUCGGGAUCCAGUUGUAAAGAGAGAUCCUGGUGAGGAGAAUUCACUUCCCCAGCUGCGCCGACCAAACUCGACCGGAAACGUUACGGAUAAUCUCCCGCCUGGCCCUCAUGGUCCUCAGCAUCCGAAUCCCCAAGACGAUCCGCGGCGACAUAUGAGUUACGAUAGUGGUCCUUCUAUGCCGCAUUCGCCAGCCAUGUAUAGGCCACCGCCGCAGAAUUACCACCCCCCUCCCCCGACGCCAGUUGCCCAGCAUCCUCAAUAUGAUAAUCCUCACGUAUACGGCCCGCCAACUUCUAUAUAUCCUUUAGAAAUUGCGACAAGUGCGAAGCGAAAAGCUCAACGUGCUUCACAGGUAGUUGGUCCCCUAAGCGAGCAGCCGCAUAUAAACUAACAUGGGACGAUGCUAGGCUUGCGAUAGUUGUAGACAACUUAAAGCUAAAUGCGACGAGACUAAACCUUGUAAGAAUUGCCGGGAAAAAAAUAUCGACUGUAAAUAUCGA